Molecule: messenger RNA, 1407 nt
Organism: Hordeum vulgare subsp. vulgare (domesticated barley)
Lineage: Eukaryota; Viridiplantae; Streptophyta; Magnoliopsida; Poales; Poaceae
Product: myb family transcription factor PHL11-like
Exons: 6
Coding region: 265-1077 (270 amino acids)
Molecular function (GO): DNA-binding transcription factor activity; DNA binding
Source: RefSeq, a predicted model, not a curated record
CACAAUUACACAUGACAUGAUGCCUUGCCCCCCUCCCCGCGCCACCAUCUCCGCUACCCCCUCCCGUCGUCUUGCGCUCCGGAUCGAACAUCCCUCCCUCCCGUCUCCUUGUCCUCGCGUAGCCUUCACACUUGCGCAACGUAUCUUUCCUCGGAGCACCGCACCACCACCUCAGUCAGCUGCAAGCUGACUGCGUUAUAUGCUAGAGCUCAUCUUUGCUUGAUCUUGCGAGGACCGAACAGGGGAACGGCCGAUCGGGUCAGCAUGUUUGAAGGGAUGGAGGGGAUGAGCUACGGCGGCGGCGGUGCUGGUGACGGGGCGGCGUCCCGGGACCCGAAGCAGCGGCUGCGGUGGACGCCGGACCUCCACGAGCGAUUCGUGCACGCCGUCGCCAGGCUCGGCGGCCCCGACAAGGCAACGCCCAAGGCAGUGCUGAGGCUGAUGGCCAUGAAAGGCCUCACUCUGUACCACCUCAAAAGCCACCUUCAGAAAUACAGGCUGGGAAAGCACACCAAGAAAUCCACGGACCUGGAAUUGGACAACAGUGGAGAGUUUACCACGCAAGACAUCAACUUCCAAGUCGGUGCACCUCUUGUUGUUCCUGCUGGACGCGACGCCGCAAGAGAAAUGCCACUUGAGGAUACCCUCAGGUACCAAAUUCAGGUCCAAAGAGAACUGUGCGAACAGCUUGAGGUGCAGAAGAAGCUGCAGAUGCGAAUAGAGGCUCAAGGGAGGUAUUUGAAGGAAAUACUAGAGAAAGCUCAAGAAAACAUUUCCUUUGAUGCAAAUGGAUCUGCUGGCCUCGAAAAUGCCAGAUCACAGCUUACAAACUUUAACCUAGCCCUUCCGGGCUUGUCAGACAAUGGAACACAUGUGUACAAAGAAAGCAGUGAACACUCGGUGAAAGCUGUAACUGAUGACAAUCUUCAUAAUAAUAAUUUGGAUUUUCAGCUGUACCGUGUACGAAGUCAGGAGGCGAAGAAUGCCAAAUGCACCCCGAAAACUGAGGACCUGCUCUUAUUAGACUUGAAUAUUAAAGGAGGAUAUGACCUAUCUUCGCGAGGAAUGCAAGGGUGAGUCCGAAUCUGAAGAUUAACCAGCAGAGGAAAUAGAGAUAUAUUUCAGCAAGCUGACAGUUUUGGGGAGUUUCACCAUUUGCUAUUAGAAUUUGUUUCCCUCUGGCAGUGCUUAGGAUGUUUGGUCACAAGUUUGACUUGCUCUGUGAUAAUGUUAAAUUUGCUGAAGAAAUUCAUGAACGCUUGGAGCCUGUAGUGUAUGCAUAUGUUAUGUAGAGUGCACAUGGGAGAUGAGAAAGCACGUAACAAUCAGAUAUCAAGAUAUAUGUAUAUUCUAAACUGUCCUUUAUGUACCACAUAUUGCAUAGUUUGAUGUGUACAGAGCCACAAA